ACAAUGGAGAGGGUGAGCAGCUUGGGGGUCUUCAUCCUGUGCCUUUCUGCAGCUGUCAAACUGAAAGGGUCAAACAUGGGCAUCUUCAAGCUACACUUUGUGAAGGCCAACCAUAGUGGAGAGGCCAGCCUGGCAUGUGGGUUUGAUGGCCGUCAAAUGGGUGAAGAAUUCCAAGUCGUCCUGUAUAAGGGCAUGCAGAAUAAAGACACCGAGGUUUGUACAACUUCCUUCAUCAAUGGCACAAUUAUAAAUUCGGUGAGAAAGGGCCUGUACCACUGCCAGGUUUCGCUGAGUCAGAAUAACGUGUCGAUAACCAUCCGGGGCCUCAAUGUGACUGACACAGACAGGUACAUCUGUCAGGUUUUGAAGACACAUCCACCGCCGUUUCAUGAGAGCGCUGGGCAAUGGACCAUCAUCUACAUCAACCAGGCAAUCACCUGUCCUGAAGAUGUUCAAGCCACUGGGGGUUUUUUGCCAACUAUAAUUCUUAUCGUACUUGCUGCACUACUGCUCCUGUACAGCACAUCCUUGACGUUGUUGUACUGUAAACACAAGAUGAAGGACGAUACUAUUUACAUAAACGUACGGAAGUAGCAGCAUUGUGGAGUGAUCAGAUGUUCUUCAUUUCUUCAUCUACAGUUCAUGUGAUCAUUCUAUAACCACCAUAACCACCCCCCUUACUACCUGAGAUGUCCUACUUCAGUGAUCACUAAAUCUGUUAGCUUAUUGAUCUUGUAAAAUAUCUGCUAGUGCAAUCUCUGUCUCAGUAACAUUCAAUUCACACAUUUGACCAAUGUCAAAACAUGUCGACGACUGAUUCACCACAGUCCCUCAGUGUGGACAGGAAUAUCUGGCUCUGUGCUUUUACUAUUGAAUGCCUGCUCUAUGCCCAGUUACUCCCAAUUGCCAUGUGACUCUGGGUGGUUCUGCGCUGUUGUACGAUGGCUGGUAAAAACCAAACAAGAAGCAACUCAAAGUGGUAAUCUUCAAGGCAUGGCCAGGGAAACCACACUUAUUUCCACAACCGAACUGUACAUUCUUGUCACUGCUAUGUGUGAUAUUCUCAAUCAAUAAAGGCCAGUGUAGAGUGAUAACCUGGACUGGGGAGAGAUCAUCACUAGCUGCAUCUAUUUCAUUUGAAGCGUACAGGGCGAUAUAUCUUCCUGAGAGAUAAGAAUAUACGGCUCACUCUGGACAAAUAGUGCAACAAGAAAAUACUGAACAAACAUUGAGGACAGCUGAUGACUUUAUCAAAGGGUUGAGGAGUCAAAACACAAGCCUACAUGAAGGAAAGAACACGAAACAUACUCAAACCUGCUGUGCCAACAUGUCCAAUGCCAACAGCUAAAAGGUACUAAGGACCAUAACAUAAAUGAUACUCCUGUGAGAACCAUUUAUCAACUACAAGAUAUUGUAGAGGACAUUCUGUUCCAAACACCAGUAAGGGAGCACCAUUAGCACAAAGAGUGCAACCAUUUUGAAGAGGUGGAGGAAUGGGCUUGAGCAAUACAGAUUGUCAAGUGCUUCCCUGUACUGAGGAAAUGCAGUACGUAAACAUGAUGUUGAGAAGGUAGUAGCAAGAUCAUUGGGUGUAGACCCAGUGUCGUUGCUGAGUGUGUUACAUACAUAUUAUUUGCAGCUCAAAACCUUUCUACAAACACAUAUUUUUAUUGAGCUUGCUGCUCACUGAGUAGUUACAAUGUAAUAAAAUGAACCUCAUGUUCAAUGA
Rhincodon typus (whale shark) is the source of this 1729-nucleotide messenger RNA. RefSeq names its product cytotoxic T-lymphocyte protein 4-like. The transcript has 4 exons. Gene Ontology annotation, biological process: T cell receptor signaling pathway; regulation of T cell proliferation. The record is from RefSeq and is a predicted model, not a curated record. The coding region runs from base 4 to 594 and encodes 196 amino acids. NCBI's taxonomy places the organism in Eukaryota, Metazoa, Chordata, Chondrichthyes, Orectolobiformes, Rhincodontidae. Gene Ontology annotation, cellular component: external side of plasma membrane.